This is a messenger RNA of Labrus bergylta (ballan wrasse), 2207 nucleotides long. RefSeq lists its product as uncharacterized. The record is from RefSeq and is a predicted model, not a curated record. NCBI's taxonomy places the organism in Eukaryota, Metazoa, Chordata, Actinopteri, Labriformes, Labridae.
ACCUUCAACUUUAUGAACUCGUACAGUUGUGAGCGUGAGAACAGAAGAGGACAGACUGAGAAUCACGAUGGACGAGUUCAAAUGGAUUCAAAUUUCUUUCAUCUUGUGACGGUGCUUCAGCUGACAGCAGCAGUAACUGGACUGUCUCCCCUCUACAAUGUCAGAGUUGGAGAUGACGUCACAUUGGCUUGUAGAAACAUGAUAGAAGAUCAGAGUGACUGUGACAGUACUACAUGGACCUGGACCAGUAGAUCAGCAAAAGCAGCAGUAGAGCUGAUUAACUCGGGCAGAUUGCUGAAAACACUGGAUUUAAAUCAGACAGACUGAGGGUGGGAGUGAACUGUACUCUGGUUAUAAAGAAGGUCACAGAGGAGGAUGCUGGUUAUUUUCUAUGUCAACAGUACAAAUCAGACAUAGAAAAGCCUCCAGAUGCUCCGGUGUAUCUGUCUGUUAUUUCCAUGACUGAGCAGAAGAACGGAGAUGAGGUGACAUUAAUCUGCUCUGUGUCGACGUUUGACGGGUGUAGACAAACAGUGAAGUGGCUGUUUCAGAAUAAAGAUGUUGAAGAACAUCGUCAAGGUGUGAGGACAUCAGACUCUCCCUGCACUGCCUCUGUGACCGUUCCGACUUAUCUUGAAAUCUACAAAUCAAGAUAUAAGUCACUGGAGUGUAAAGUGAGUGUUGGUGAAGGAGGGCAGCUGUUUCCCUUCAAACUUCAGCCCUCAGAUGAGAAUCCAGGUGAGGUCACUACAGCAACAAUCAAAUCAACAACACCAAAUGAAAAGAGCAAAACAGAAACCGACACAACAGAAACUGGAGUAAAUGAUUCUUCAAAACUAAACGUCCUUCCAGUUUGGCAGUGGGUGUUGAUCACCGUGGCUGUGUUGGUUGUAAUUGCGCUUGUUAUAAUUGUCGUGAAGAUCAUCAGAAGGAAGCGAACUGCAGGGAACAAGUCGCUGAGGGAUGACGGUGCUACUGCUCCUGAAGAUGGUGUUACCUACUCCUCCAUCAAGAUCAACGAGAAGAAAAAAGGUCAAGCCCAGGUCCAGAGGAAAAAAGAUGCUGAUGAAGGUGCUGAAGUGACCUACUCCACUUUGAAAGCUUCCUCAGCUGAUUCCAGCACUUAACUAGUUGUUAGCACUGUACGUUAGCAGCAGAUCCUUUGACUCCUGUAAGUCGUGAGAUGUGGCCUCCAUGAAUUGGACUUUGUGGUCCAGCACGUCUCGAGGAUGCUCGGAUGGAUUGUAAUCUGGGGAAUUUGGAGGCCAAGUCAACCCCUUGAACUCGUUUUGGUCCCCUGACAACCUUCUUACAUUUCUCCGGGGUCCAGUUCUGAUGCUCACAAUGCCCAUUGUAAGUAUUUUUGCCGGUGGACGAUGUCUGAAUGUCAAGGGCAACAUGUUCCCUCACUGCCUAAUAUAUAUCCCACCCAUUGACAUGUACCAAUGUCAUUCACUUCACCUGUCAGUGAUCGUAAAGUUAUGGCUGACUGAUGUAAAUAAGCGACAGCAAGUGUAAAUAAAUGUAUUAUAAUAUGGUGCAUUUUGUUUUCUAAACAGGCUUUAUUGACUAAUAUCUUGUGUUUUCGUUAUCAUACUUCUUUGUUUUUGGUUUCAGAUGACAUUUGUUGGUGUUUAUAAUAUAUUUUUUUAACAUAUAUUUCUUGACUCAAUGACCUUUUUUUAAAUCCUGUUAACAAAGUAUUUAAAGAAAGCUGAUAGCAGAAGUGAUGUGACAUGAUUUCAAUGCACAGCUGAAAGAAUGUAUAUGAUGAAAGACUUCCUUUUAGAGAAGUUCCAGAGAAGGAGCUUAUGCAACGAAGGAUGACCUUCUUUGAAGAGGUGACAGCUUUCUCAUCAAGCAACAUGUAUAGUGUGACUUUUAGAGUUUGCAAAUAAAAGAAGAGACAGUGUGAAAUUCAGAUGGAUAAAAAAACAACCAUGCCUUCAUAAUAUUUGUCUUGAUCGAUCUCUGGGAGUUUUGGAUGAAAUGGAUCGUAAAAUAAAAAUAUGCAAAACUGAGUUAUGGUGACUUGAAUGUAUUAUGUCGCUUUAGUGCCACCUGUUGGUGAACUGCCAUACAAGUUUACAGUCAAAACAAACUGUAAAGAGAUGGGUUGUGUACCAAUCCAUGUAGAUUAUGCAGUGGAAUAAGAAGUGUUCAAAUUGUGUUUUUUAAGUAAAAUAAACAGAACCACUCAGUAAAAA